Boeremia exigua is the source of this 999-nucleotide messenger RNA. Its product is annotated as heterokaryon incompatibility protein-domain-containing protein. The transcript has a single exon. NCBI's taxonomy places the organism in Eukaryota, Fungi, Ascomycota, Dothideomycetes, Pleosporales, Didymellaceae. The record is from RefSeq and is a predicted model, not a curated record. The annotation marks the transcript as partial.
AUGGAGCAAUCUGAACAGGACGACGAGUUCUCUCACCCGCUUCUGGACGGACGGCCCAACUCGAUUCGUCUCGUGCGAAUCAGACACGACAGAUCACAGGAUGGCCGUAUCUGCUGCGACAUGCGCACCGCCAAAGUCUACGAAGAGUAUACCUGCCUGUCGUACGUGUGGGGCGACGCGAAGCACGAUGCUGGUAUCGAGAUCAAUGGCCGCGUUUUCAAGGACGUCCAAAAGAACCUCUGGGACUUUCUCGAUGCUACCAUCACGCGCAAAAACAAUCCUCGGUGGCUCUGGAUCGAUGCACUGUGCAUAAACCAGUCAGACGAGAAGGAGAAGAACGACCAGGUCCAGAGAAUGGGAGACAUCUUUCGAAACGCGCGCGAAGUGGUAUCGUGGCUCGGGAAUGAUCGUCAUAUCACAGCUCUGCUAGAGAAAAGACACCCGAGCCGUCGCGGAGUGGAGAAGCUGCUCUCUUCGCCGUACUGGGGCCGCGCCUGGAUCACGCAAGAGGUUGCCCUCGCCCCUUCUCUUACACUCAUGGCCGGCCAUGCUGCGCUGGGGUUCGCCGAUGUGGCUCAGAUGGUGGAUUCCUGGGAAGGGUUCAAGAGCCGUCCCCGCAUCGAAGGCAGCAGAGUUGACCCGACGCGAUGGAGACUCUUCAGGGGCGAGAGUCUUAUGCUCCUGCUGCAGGAGUGCCGCGAAAAGCAAUGCCGCGACUACCACGACAAGAUUUACUCUUUGGCUGGUCUGUGUUGCGAGAGCAAUAGCAUCGAAGUCGAUUACAGCGUCUCCCGCGGACGGCUUGCUGUUGAAGUGCUGCGGGCAUGCCAUCAAUGGUUCUGCCUAUGCUCGGUCGCUCUUGUUGGCCUGACCCUGCGACUUGUCAAGCGGACGGUACCACGAGCGAAGCGUUGGAAGAGAGAAAAACGAGGACGAAACUUCUCCACGCCUUUCGCUCAGUGCAGUGUGCCCGCUACGACGAUGUCUGAUGGCACCAAG